UAUUGAGAACCCAAACUUCGUUUGAGGGAAAAGUUGUAAGAAAAGGUUCUACAUAAAAUAAUUUUAAAAACCUUAACUUGUUUUACUGAUAAACAAGAAUUGACUAUUACAUGCACUAGCUCAUAUAUUUAAAUUGUAGCUGGGUUAGAACGUGCUACUACUGUGCUACAGAAACGAUUUCAGGAUGUGGACAUCAACCCUCUUCUGUAUCCUGAUAUCCCAGUUGUUGAGAAGCUGUGUAGCAUCAAACCUAAAUGGACCGCAUGUAUUGGCUACAUUGGGUCCAGUAGGUUCUGUAGCCCCCGAAGCUCCUUUAGCUCCCGCAGCUCCUGUAGCAUCUUUAGCUCCUGUAGCUUCCGUAGCUUCUGUAGCUCCUGUAGGACCAAGAUACCAUGUACCUGGACCUAAUCCUCUACCCUUGACAAGGUUUAGAUGUGCUGAGCAGGCGUAUCCGGGUAUAUAUGCAGAUGUGGAGUCAGGUUGCAAGAUUUUCCACUAUUGUGAAUCUAAUGGUAAUAACGCAACAUUUCUCUGCCCCGAACCGUCCUUGUUUAAUCAGCAGCAUUUUGUCUGUGAUUGGAGCAACAGUGUGAGCUGUGAGAUGAGCCCGGAGUUCUACAGUCUCAACAACCAAAUCUUCAUUAACAAGGAAAGGAUAUAUUCUUCAAUCCUCCCUAGUUCCAACCUACCUUAUCUCCCAGUCAAGGAUACUCAGGAAACUGGUUCUGCAUUAAAUCCAUCCCUGAGCAGCCAACUCCCAGCUCAACACAAUACAGAGGGAUCCAACCUUGGGGAGUCUCCUCUCUCCGGAUAUGGUCUGGGGUCCCACCUGGAUACUUCAGGUGGAACCAGCAGUGUAUCCAAAAUAGGCGAUGUCCCAGAAGGCGAGAUUGGAUACAAACCAAUAAAUAUUAAUACAAUUACCCCAUCCAACUUAACAGAUACAGAUACAACAAGUUAUAAUGACACCACCACUAAACCAACAUCCUUCUAUGCUAUUGGAGGAACUGGAUAUUCUGAAUCCGCAGAUCCUGAACCUACAUCCUACUAUGCUCCGGGUGGACCUGAAUAUUCUGAAUCAGCUGAUCUUGAACCUGCAUCCUACUAUUCUCCGGGAGGACCAAGAUAUUUUAAAUAUGCAGAUCCUGAACCUGCAUCUUACUACCCUCCAGGAGUACCUGAUUAUUCUGAAACUGCAGAUCCUGAACCUGCAUCUUACUAUGCUCCAAGAGGACCUGGAUACAUUGAAUCUGUAUCUUACUAUGCUCCUGGAGGACCAGGAUAUUCUGAAUCUGCGGAUCCUGAACCUGCAUCCUACUAUGCUCCUGGAGGACCUGGAUAUUCUGAAUCUGCGGAUCCUGAACCUGUAUCCUACUAUGCUCCAGGAGGACCUGGAUACAGUGAAUCUGCGGAUCCUGAACCUGCAUCCUAUUAUGCUCCAGGAGGACCAGGAUACAGUGAAUCUGCGGACCCUGAACCUGCAGCCUACUAUGCUCCAGGAGGACCUGGAUACAGUGAAUCUGCGGACCCUGAACCUGCAUCUUACUAUGCUCCAGGAGGACCAGGAUAUUCUGAAUCUGCGGACCCUGAACCUGCAUCUAACUAUACUCCAGGAGGACCAGGAUAUUCUGAAUCUGCGGAUCCUGAACCUGCAUCCUACUAUGCUCCUGGAGGACCAGGAUAUUCUGAAUCUGCAGAUCCUGAACCUGUAUCUUACUAUGCUCCAAGAGGACCUGGAUAUUCUGAAUCUGCAGAUCCUGAACCUGCAUCCUACUAUGCUCCAGGAGGACCAGGAUUCAGUGACUCUGCGGACCCUGAACCUGCAGCCUACUAUGCUCCAGGAGGACCAGGAUAUUCUGAAUCUGCAGAUCCUGAACCUGAAUCCUACUAUGCUCCAGGAGGACCAGGAUAUUCUGAAUCAGCGGAUCCUGAACCUGCAUCCUACUAUGCUCCUGGAGGACCUGGAUAUUCUGAAUCUGCAGAUCCUGAACCUGCAUCCUACUAUGCUCUAUGAGGUCCUGGAUAUUUCGCCUUUUCGAAGGGUUAGAGAAAAAUAUAUUCGUCUCCGUGUAAGCUGUAUCUAUGCAAUACUUGCCAAACCUGCACCAUAAAAUAUGCCCCAGCAGUACUUUAGGCCCUUCUGAUAACCAUGUUCUUAUAUAGUCAUACAUUCAUUUUGUAAAGUGAUAUUACUUUUAAUUACUUAUAUCCUGGUUGGGCAUUAUUCAACAACAAUUCCUGGCAUUAUUUUUAACUUUCAAAGAAUUUCUCAUCAUCAUUCAGUAUAAGAUACUUGAUAAACAUAGCACCAAUCCCAUCCAAACAAUGUAUCUCUUUAUAUUUAUUUAUUUAUAUUUUUAUCAAAUCAGUACAAUAACUGUUAAUAAAACUAAAUUUUUCAUUUAA
Molecule: messenger RNA, 2406 nt
Organism: Eurytemora carolleeae
Lineage: Eukaryota; Metazoa; Arthropoda; Copepoda; Calanoida; Temoridae
Product: DNA-directed RNA polymerase II subunit RPB1
Exons: 6
Coding region: 185-2014 (609 amino acids)
Cellular component (GO): extracellular region
Molecular function (GO): chitin binding
Source: RefSeq, a predicted model, not a curated record